GAAAGUGUAUGGAGAGGUCAAGGCUGAAGAAAUAUCGGAACACAUGCGCAUCAGAGAAAAGUAACAUUGUCGGGAGUGAAAGACUGCAGAAGAUAGCAAGCAGACACCUGGCUUUGGUUCCAGCUCAGCGUUUCACUCGUACCUGACAACAAGAGCUAAAAAACAUACUCUCUGCACUUCGAAAAUAGUCAAUGGAAUUGCAUGGAAGCCAGGGACUAGAAAGAAUCUGACAGCAUUUCUGUGUGUAAAAGAGCGCUUGGAAAUCCAGAACAAUGAAGGACCGACUGGAGGAGCUGCAGAAGACAAUAGAUGCCCAAGAGGAAAACAAGGAUGACAACAACCCCUUCACGGAUGAGGAGGAGGAGGAUGAUGUGCCCAUCACUUCAGAGGCAGUGAUCUUUGAGAAGGAGCCAAUGCUGGAAAACUUCCUCCGAGAGGCACAACACAUCCGAGAGGACAUUUACCACCUGGAGGCGGAGGUCAACAAGUUCAGCCAGGAGCAGAAGACCCUGACUGCUGCUAUGCGGAGCUUCAGCAUGACGAAAAAGGAGAACAGUGUCACUUUGGACAUCAAACUGCAGGCAGAGAGUAUCUACAAGCAGCUGGACACCCUGCUCAAGCAAGUGAAGCAAACAGAAGCGAAGAGCAACCCGUCGUGCACUGCAACCCGCAUCCAGUGUUCCCAGCAUGCCAUGCUCCUUCGCCACUUCCAGAAAGUCACGUGUCAAUACAACGAGACUCUAAUGAGCAGGCAAGAAAAGUGCAAGAAAUUCAUCAUCCGUCAACUAGAGAUAUCCGGGCAGGAAACGUCAGAGGAGGAAGUGGACAAGAUGGUGGAGCAGGGCAGGUGGAAGGUUUUCAGCGAGAACUUCCUGGAUGAGGCUAAGGUUACCCGUACACAGAUCUUUGAAAUAGAGAGGCGCCACAAGGAGCUCAUUCGCCUAGAGAGCAGCAUGAAGGACCUGCAUGACCUCUUCAUGGAAAUAUCCCUGUUGGUGCAGGAGCAGGGGGAACACAUCGAGAACAUCCAGGCCCAAGUGGAGAAGACACAAAACUUCACGGCGAGCAUCAAGGAGAAUAUCAAAAAAGCAGCUAGGUACAAAAAGGAGAACCCCUUCAAGAGAAUAUGCUGCUUCUGUUGUCGAAUUUGUGCAAACUGAGCUCAGCCAAUCGCAUGCGAAGGCUUCAGUGUUUUUGGGUUCACUGCAGCAGCAAUGCAGUAGUUAAGACAACACAACUUGCGCAUAAUGACUGCCCCCCCAACACCAAAGAGCACACAAAGGACCUGCAUUCCAUCUGGCUAAAAUAAGGGCCAAGGGCACGAUGAACUUUAACAGCACAUCGCAUCAGCAAGAUGACUGAUGUGGGCCGGGAACCCUGUGGGGUGCCAAACGUUCUCACCUGUUACAUGAAACUAUGGACAUUUUUAAACAUGAAA
Brienomyrus brachyistius is the source of this 1438-nucleotide messenger RNA. Its product is annotated as syntaxin-19-like. Lineage: Eukaryota; Metazoa; Chordata; Actinopteri; Osteoglossiformes; Mormyridae. Gene Ontology annotation, biological process: synaptic vesicle fusion to presynaptic active zone membrane; exocytosis; intracellular protein transport. The coding region runs from base 273 to 1160 and encodes 295 amino acids. The record is from RefSeq and is a predicted model, not a curated record. Gene Ontology annotation, cellular component: SNARE complex; plasma membrane; synaptic vesicle. Gene Ontology annotation, molecular function: SNARE binding; SNAP receptor activity. The transcript has 2 exons.